CAGACACUGAGUUCCCUGCAACAAGUCUCCCCUUCUCAGGCUCUUUGCAGUGAAGAAGCGAGUUGUUGCUUGUGAGGAGGUGAUAGGUGGGGAUGGUAGUAGGGCUAAGGUAGUGCAGGGGCAGUGAGCUUCCGCCCGGGGAUUUCGUUGUUUUCUACGUCAUAUGGUCCAUUCACAACAUGUGAUUGAAUCAGCAACUAUGAGUAUGCCUUUCUCAGCCCACAGUUCCUUGCUGGAUAAAUUGUCAUGUGUGGCCAUAAUCAAACAGGAGAAUUUGUUGAGUUUCAAGGCGCUGUUGUUCCUCCUCAAAGCCAGAGAUCACCAUCCCCCUUCGAACUUGGUAGCCACGGGCAUGGAUGCGAUUCACAUAGGCCUCGUGAGCCGUGCGAUUGUUUUGAACUUCUUGAGCACCCGUUAUAUGACGCUGAGCGGUUCGUCGCAAACACUCGUCUAUAUGACGAUAUUGUGGUCUGUAAUGAAAAUCGAGACAAGGCGAGAGAUACUAGGAAAGGGAGCAGUGACAACUGCAGACAGUGAACAAGUCGCAGAUUCCUGACAGAGGACUUCUCAUUGUCGAUUCGUGAACUCGGA
Aspergillus uvarum CBS 121591 is the source of this 591-nucleotide messenger RNA. RefSeq lists its product as uncharacterized. Bases 164 to 556 code for a protein of 130 amino acids. NCBI's taxonomy places the organism in Eukaryota, Fungi, Ascomycota, Eurotiomycetes, Eurotiales, Aspergillaceae. The transcript has a single exon. The record is from RefSeq and is a predicted model, not a curated record.